AUGGAGAAACCCGAAGCCAUCAAAUCCGAAGGAGGAGGCCAAGACAGUCCCCGGAGCGGGUCCAUCAACGAGCACGACAGCAUCAAACCCGUCGCCGUCGGCCACCACCACGACCAUGGCAAGCACCACACCAAAUCCGAAGAAAAGGCCCGCAUAGAUGCGCUGGCCACCGCGCCAGGCGUGUCUAUGAAUUCGUUUGCGCAUCUGGAUGAGAAGAAGAUCCUGCGGAAGAUGGACUUGCGGUUGAUCCCUAUGCUGGCCCUGCUAUACCUCCUCUCGUUCCUGGACAGGGGCAACAUCGGCAACGCGAAGAUCGAGGGUCUGGUGGAGGACCUCGGGAUGACGGGUCCUCAGUAUAACUGGUGCUUAACGGUGUUCUUCUUCACUUAUGCCGCUUUCGAGGUGCCGAGUAAUCUACUAUUAAAGAAACUAAGGCCGAGUAUCUGGCUGCCGAGUAUUAUGGUGGCAUGGGGGAUUGUUAUGACUUUGAUGGGGAUUGUACAGGAUUACAAAGGGUUAUUAAUUGCGCGGAUCUUUCUAGGUGUGACGGAAGCAGGUCUUUUCCCAGGUGUCGCAUAUUAUAUCACCAUGUGGUACUGCCGCCACGAAGCCCAACUUCGGCAGGCACUCUUCUUUAGCGCCGCAUCCAUUGCGGGCGCAUUCUCUGGCCUGCUGGCCUUCGGAAUCUCGAAGAUGGACGGCGUCGGUAACCUAGCGGGCUGGCGCUGGAUUUUCAUUCUUGAAGGUAUCUUGACCGUCAUAGUAGCUGUGAUCGCAUACUUUACGCUCUUCGACUUCCCAGAAACAGCAACGUUCCUGACCGAGGAAGAACGCGCCUUUAUCGUCUACCGGCUAAAGUAUCAGGGGCAGCGAAAGAACGAGGUGCGAGUUGCGCAGGACGAUACAUUCCAGUGGAAAUUUGUUAAGGCGGCUUUUCUUGACUGGCAGAUUUGGGUGAAUAUCUGGGUGUACUGGGGUAUCGUUGCGCCUCUGUACGGCAUCUCACUUUUCCUGCCAACUAUCAUCAAAGCUCUCGGAUACACCAGCUCCACAGCCCAGCUCCUGACCGUUCCAAUCUACAUCACCGCUUCAGUCCUCGCUAUUGGAACGGCGUACGUUAGUGAUCGUUACGGGAAGCGGUCACCUUUCAUCCUGGGUGGGCUCUGUAUUAUGGCUGUCGGCUUCAUCAUGUGCAUAUCGACGACUACGCCGGGAGUGGUCUACGCUGGCGUUUUCAUCGCUGCUUGCGCUCUCUAUCCUGCUUUUCCCGGAAAUAUUACGUGGCUUUCUGCCAAUCUCGCUGGUUCGACGAAGCGAGCUACCGGCCAAGCGAUCCAGAUCGCCAUGGGAAAUCUUGCAGGCGCUAUGGCGUCGAACUUCUAUCGAUCAAAGGACGCACCACAUUAUGUACUGGGUCAUUCUCUUGAGCUUGCUUUUAUUAUAGUAGGCAUCCUCGCUGGGCUGGUACUAGUCUUCAACUACCGCAGAAUUAAUGCCAAGCGAGCGAGGCAGUUGGCGGAAAACGCGCACAAUGGAUAUACGCCGGAGGAGCUUGGUGAGCUAGGCGAUCGCGCGAUCACCUUCCAGUACGUGUUGUAG
Trematosphaeria pertusa is the source of this 1599-nucleotide messenger RNA. RefSeq names its product MFS general substrate transporter. Gene Ontology annotation, molecular function: transmembrane transporter activity. Lineage: Eukaryota; Fungi; Ascomycota; Dothideomycetes; Pleosporales; Trematosphaeriaceae. The coding region runs from base 1 to 1599 and encodes 532 amino acids. Gene Ontology annotation, cellular component: membrane. Gene Ontology annotation, biological process: transmembrane transport. The transcript has 6 exons. The record is from RefSeq and is a predicted model, not a curated record.